CUGUGGCACUGGAGAGUUCACGCCAUCGCUCACUGGCUCCAGCCAAAACGUGACCACAAAGCUUUUUUACGUUAUUUAUUUCAUGCCCUUUGGUAGUCCUUUCUGAAGAAGAUGUGACUUUCACCUAGACACUCAGAAUACACGCUCGUUUUUAGCGCCGGGAUAUGCAACCACCAGGCUGGUUUACCCAUGGAAGUUAUUGUUGCGAUUUGUUUUUAACUAUGCUAUGCCGAAGUGUUGUUUUUGUUUUGUCUUUUCCCAUUCAUCAUGGACCACUGAUUUAGGAUUUAUUGACAAUUCAAAAUUUCACAAGGAAGUAACAACUGAAGGGGAGUUCGGCUCUGCGAGCAAGCGAACUACAGACCGGGGAUUUAAAUCGUUUUUGGCUUGCACCGGAGGAAAAAGAGAAGCAAAGAAGGACAUUCAUGCGGCGAUUCUCCCCGUAGCGAAAACGUUUGGAUUGCAGGAUGAGCAAGGAAAGACCUAAGAGAAAUAUUAUUCAAAAGAAAUAUGACGACAGUGAUGGAAUCCCGUGGUCGGAGGAGCGAGUGGUGCGGAAGGUUCUCUACCUCUCGCUGAAAGAGUUUAAGAGCGCCCAGAAACGGCAGCUGUGUGACGGCCUCGGCAAUGGACUCACCAGAGGCUCGCUGUCGGGCAUCCCGCUCAGCAGCUCUGGAUCCAAAGGGGCACGCAAGGAGGACGACUCGCGCUCUCAGAGCACCGACGGGGGCAGCGAGGGCUGGGAAGACGUCCCGGCUAAGAAGAGACCCAGGCUUCAUGCUCAGAGAAAGUUUGCUCAAUCUCAGCCCAGCUCUCCCAGCAGUACUCCGGUGAAACUGGCCGACCCCCUGCUGCCUGCUCCGGCCACACAGAUCACCGACCUGUCCAGGCGGAAGCCCAAGACCGAGGACUUCCUCACCUUCCUCUGCCUCCGAGGUUCUCCGGCCUUGCCCAGUAACAUGUCCUGUUUCGGGAGCUCCCAGGACGAGGAUGAGCUGCAGGAUGAUGAGUGUGAUGAGGUGAAGGUGCAAAGCGUGGCCUCCACAUCGUGCCAAUCCACUCCCCGCAAAGGCAAACCACAAGGCAGGAUGAAUGGCCAGGUGUUCAACGGACACACCAGGCCCGCAAAGGAGAGGGAGUGCCCACCACGGCCCAAAAGCAGGGAGCCUUCACUGGGGAAAGAGCGGGCAGAGAGGGCUGGCACUCGGAGGGAGCUCUCCCUCUGCGCCUCAGUCCGAAGCCAUGCCCCCAACGGCCUCAGCGUGAGAGGAGCAGCAGAAGAGCUACGCAAACAGGCCUCGAAAGUGAAUGGCAUUUCACGGCUGUCCAGCUCAGGUGUGCACGUGGCUGCAGCCAGACACCUGAAAGACUACCGUCUGCCGUCCAGAACUGUGAAGUACACAGCCACGGUAACCAGGGGCCACGUCACCUACACCAAAGCCAGAGGAGAGCUAGUGAAGAAAGCAAAGCUCAACCACACCAAGCACCCUGUUGUUGGCACCACCCAGCGAUCCCACAGCACCAAUCAGCAACCAGCCAGCAAUGACCAUGCCGCCCAGCCCCCCCACUCAGGAAAAGCCCAAAGUAGCAAUGCAAAAACCCGUAAACAGGUGCUAUUAUUGAAUGGAGUCCGUGGUGUGGCAGACGAGGGCGUCAGCGCCCGCUUUAAUGGCCGGCUCAAUGGGCGGCAUCGCCCCAGGGAGGAGGAGCCAGAGGCUGAGAGGCAGAGGCCGAACCGGCAGGGCCUACGCAACUCCAAGCGCAGGGUAGACGCAGCAGCCGUAGGGGCAGCUACAGGGACAGAGGGUGCAGAGGUCAAGCCCAAAGACUCCAUCUCGGAGACUAAGAAAGCCAAACUGCAGUGCUGCCCCCUGGUGGAGACACGCAGCAAGAAGGCGCUGGAUCAGGACAAAGCCUCUAGGGCAGUUGCUAACGGACACAGCAUCACGGAGAUGGCCGCCUCCCCCACACAGAAAACGGGUCCUGCCCCUCCUCCCGCCUCCCCAGAAGUCCCUGGCUCACCCGGCACACACCAGAGCCCAGCCAACCCAGAGCCGGCCCGACAGCGGCCCAAGCGGGCCUCGGCAGGCAAGCUGAUGUUCAUGAGACAAGCACAGCAGAGGGCGCAAGCGAGCACAUCUCUGAGCCGCUACGCUAACACUACCUCAACCGGCAAGCCCUCCAGAACAGCGGAGCCUCAGGUCCCGGCCCCGCCCCCGCCCCCGGUCCCGCCCCUGGCCCAGGCGCGGGCCGACAGGGAGCGGGAAAGAGAGAGAGAGCGCGAGCGUGAACGGGAGAGGAGCCGGACGGAGCUAGCCGCUCUGCCCGAGGUGCCUGUGUUCGGGCCAAACGCACGUGAGUUCCAGGACCCGCUGGUGUACCUGGACUCCAUGCGGGAACGGGCGGAGUCAAGUGGCCUGUGCCGCGUGGUGCCGCCCUCCGACUGGCGGCCCGAGUGCAAGCUGAAGGACGAGAUGCGCUUCGUCACACAGGUGCAGCGUGUGCACAAGCUGGGCCGGCGCUGGGGGCAGAAUGUGCAGAAGCUCGCCUGCAUCAAGAAGCAUCUCCAAUCUCAGGGCAUCACUAUGGACGAUCCCCCACUCAUUGGUGGCUGUGAGGUGGACCUCGCCCGUUUCUCUGAGCUGCUCCGCGACAUGGGCGGCAUGCACCAGGUUAUGGACCUGAAGAAGUGGAGCCGCCUGGCUGACCUGCUCCGCAUCCCGCGCUCAGCGCAGGACCGCCUGGCCAAGCUGCAGGAGGCCUACCUGCAGUACCUGCUCUCCUACGACCAGCUGUCCCUGGACGAGCACGGCCGGCUGGAGUGCGACGUGCUGGCCGAGAAGGAGCGGCUGGAGCGCCGGCGGGGCCCGCUGGAGGGUCACCCCGACGGCUCCCAGGGUGCCCUCGCUCUGCCCCGCUAUGAGCCAAAGAACGGCCUGGCGGGCCCGGGUCACCGCAACGGCUUCCACGCGGCAGGGAUAGAGGCUGAGGCCCCGCGGCAGGCUGGCCGCCGGCGCCUCUUUGCUCAGGAGAAGAGAGGGGAGCGGUUGGAGGGCCAUGGGCAGAACUGCACGGAGGACGAGGAGGACGAGGAUGUGCUCAGCGACCAGCACAAGUGCAUAUACAAGGGGCGGUCCGUGUCUCUGACCACAUUCUACAGAAUAGCUAGGAAUACCAUGAUGAUGUGCUUUAACAAGGAGCCAGGAGCAUCUGAAGUCGAGCAAGAGUACUGGAGAAUAGUGGAGCAGAGGGACUGUCACGUAGCAGUGCAUUGUGGGAAAGUGGACACGAGCACACAUGGCAGUGGCUUUCCUGUGGGCAAGUCUGAACACUUUGCAAAGCAUGGAUGGAACCUCACUGUUCUCCCCCAUAACUCUGCGUCCAUCCUGCGUCACCUCGGGGCUGUGCCGGGGGUCACUGUUCCCUGGCUCAACAUCGGCAUGGUUUUUUCUACCUCAUGCUGGUCACGAGACCAAAACCGCCUUCCAUACAUUGAUUAUUUACACACUGGUGCUGAUUGCAUUUGGUAUUGCAUUCCUGCUGAGGAGAAGACCAAGCUGGAUAAGGUGGUGCACACGCUGCUGCAAGCCAACGGGACGCCUGGCCUCGAAAUGCUGGAGAAGAACAUAAUGAUCUCUCCGGACGUGCUUAGCCGGGAGGGUAUAAAAGUGCACCGUACCGUCCAGCAGAGCGGCCAGUUUGUGGUGGUCUUCCCUGGGACAUUCGUGUCCAGGGUGUGCUGUGGGUACAGUGUGUCUGAGACGGUGCACUUCGCCACAUCACAUUGGAUGAACCUGGGCUAUGAGGCUGCGAAGGAUCUGAAGUACAGGCGAAUCGCCAAACCCUUCUCUAUGGAGAAGCUCCUGUACCAGAUCGCCACAGCCGAGUCCAAACGCGAGAACGCACUUCUACUCAGUACAAUCUCCUCUCUUCUCAAAGACCUCGGGAACAUAGAAAUGAGGCAACGGCAGGAGCUGUACAAGGCUGGCCUGCUCUCCUCAGCCCGCUAUGGCACUCACGACAACAGUCAGGUGGCCGGAGAUGGCAGGAAGAGACCCCGCAAGUGGCUGGCGCUCGAGUCGUCCGAGAGGCGGUGCCAGACAUGCCAGCACCUCUGCUACCUGUCCAUGGUGGUGCAGGAGAAUGAGAACGUGGUGUUCUGUCUGGAGUGUGCACUGCAUUACGUCGAGAAGCAGAAAUCCUGUCGGGGGCUGAAAAUGAUGUACCGAUAUGAUGAGGAGCAGAUCAACAGCCUGGUGAAUCUGGUAAGUGGUAAGGCCAUGAGGAACACAGCGCAGAGCUGGAACGGCUCCAGCCCCAGCAAGCCGGCUGCCAAGCGUGGCCCCCGCAAGAGAGCCACCGUGGAGGUGUGUCUAUCACGCCUGACCGGCCCCGCCCAGCUGCCGGGCCCCGCCCAGCUGGCCAAAAGUGCCACUGCAGCGGUCUCAUGAGACCUGACUGUCCUCAGCUUCAGCUUCUGCCCAAUCACGUGUCUAGAACUCUUCUGUCCACAUCUUCCCACCAACCCCACAUGGCAAAGCUUGCUGUGUUCGAGCAGGCUGCCUUUUUUGCACUAGAGCGAAAGAAGGUUGUUGUUGUUGUUGUCGUCGUCGUCGUUGUUGUUGUUAUUAUUGUUGUUGUUGUUAUUGUUAUAUUAUUAUUG
Messenger RNA from Electrophorus electricus (electric eel), 4663 nucleotides. RefSeq names its product jumonji and AT-rich interaction domain containing 2b (gene jarid2b). Gene Ontology annotation, cellular component: nucleus; chromatin. Gene Ontology annotation, molecular function: DNA binding. NCBI's taxonomy places the organism in Eukaryota, Metazoa, Chordata, Actinopteri, Gymnotiformes, Gymnotidae. Gene Ontology annotation, biological process: regulation of gene expression; chromatin remodeling. The record is from RefSeq and is a predicted model, not a curated record.